Enterobius vermicularis (human pinworm) is the source of this 1385-nucleotide messenger RNA. The record is from the annotation of a GenBank genome assembly. NCBI's taxonomy places the organism in Eukaryota, Metazoa, Nematoda, Chromadorea, Rhabditida, Oxyuridae.
AUGCAGUGCUCAAUACUUACUGUGGUACUUCUGUACUUUUUCCUUAUGACUAUACAUUCUUCGAAUCAAUAUAGUAUAAGUCCUCUGCAAAAAAAACCCAACCAUUUCCCUUCGCAACUGCAUCCAGAUUUUGAAAAUAGCCUUCAAAAACUGUUAACAAAAUCUAUAACUGAAGUUUACGAAACGACACCAAACUGCUGUAAUACAACCGCAACACCAACAGCGACGAGUACGACAACUGCAACAACACCGGGAGAGCAUUCGCUGGUCAAACAUUUGAACUGCGGAUGCGAAGACGAGAGUCUUACAAGAGGAGUGAACUAUUGGCUUGAUAUCGUGUUUGUUGUGGACUCGACGGAUGCUGUGCGUGAUUUGGACUUCAGUGACGUAAAAUCAUUUGUUUCUCUGUUUGGAAAUCUUCAAAUCGGCACCGCAAGUAAUGGUGACCCAAGAUAUUCCCGAAUUGCUGUUGUGAACACAGGGGCUGAGGCAGAAAUAAUUGCGGAUCUUAAUCGAUUCAAAAGCGGAACAGAUUUGCAGAACACAGUGGCACAGAAGUUGGUCAAAAAGGGAGGGACGAAAUUCAACUUAUAUGCUGGCUUGACGGCAGCUCAAGAUAUCCUAACAAGUGAAGACAAUGCUUCACGCCGCAUUAAUGUUCCAAAAGUUGUUAUUGUGUUCUCAACAAUCCCAACCAAUUGUGGAUUAUUAGCCAGAAACAGUUCAACGACAGGUGAUCGAAAGGUGGAUAGGUUGUGCAGUUUAGCUACAUAUCUACAACAGCAAGCAACACUGAUUACUAUAGGUCUUAAAAUGGCGGGUGCUACCAGUUACCCGCAUAUUGAUAUAGCCAACAACUGCAACAGGUUUCAAAACUCGUUUGAUAUGACGAUGAACGUAUUAAGAGCUUUGUGCAGAGCGAACUGUCACUGCCCUAAAUCAUACGAUCAGUUUGCAACUGGGGACCAAUGUGACUCUUCCGGCGAGUGCGUUACAGUCCACCAGUUGUCUGUGCCUUAUGCUUCUGCAGUUGAAAUUUGUCUUCAAGACGGAGCUGUCGUAGCAGAUGCAGCGACUCAUAGAAAAGAGCUUUUCCUUCAAUCACUGUAUAAAGAGGCAUACUUCUCGCCAUUUUGGAUUGGACUGAAUUUCAUCGAUGGAAGAUACAUCUGGAGCAAUAAUCAAUCAAUAUCUGAAUACAACUACAAUAACUGGUGCACUGCGGAUCACCAGCCAAAAAUCAGUGGUGGGAACUGUGUUUACGAAGACCGCUGUGGCGAAUAUUCAACAGGAUGGUUUACUGCCGAAUGUGGGAUGAUGUUACCAACAUUUUACUUUGCUUGCCAGAAAGAUGCUUGUGAGUCUUCCGGUUUUAAGAACUGAAC